CGACUCGUGAUUCUUUCAUCACUGGCAUCUUGUCGAGGACAAAAGCGACGCACCUGCGAGCUGGAUGAAGACGGACAUGUACAUUUAUUUAUUCUAAUCAUGCUGAUCUGUGACUUGAUAAGGAUUACGACAGUGAUUAUUUUCUCGCUCGGGAAGUAAACAAAAGGGAUUUGAAUAGACUAUUUAUCACGAAUAUGAUGCUCUGCGCUCUCCUCCAUCACCAGCUGGGCUUUUUGUUUUUCUUCCUCGUCAGCGCAGUAGUAACUCGCUCGUCUCAAAUUUCCGACCUUAAGACCAAGCUGUCCGGUGUGGAGGAGCUGCUGGAGGAGUUCCGUAAGCAGCUGCAGCAGGAUGACUCGUAUCAGGGCGCUGAGGACACCAGUGAUGAGUGUGUGAGUGACUUUGACGCGGCGGAGGAGCGCAUCAUCCGCGCCAUGGCCUCCAUCGAGCGCGGCGCCACCUUCCUGUCGGCACCGGGCCGCGUUUACAGCCGCCGUGACUGUGUGCGUGCCUGCUGUGCCGAACCGCGCUGUACCACGUCCAUCGUCCAAGAGCAGCCGCAGCAGCCGGACAGCGGCGCCGGUUUGCGCUGCUACUUGUUCAACUGCACGUACGGCGGCGUAAACGUCUGCGCCUUCUCGUUUCAGCGGGGCUUCAGUACGUUCAGCCGUGUAGCGCGCAACGCCAGCGCGCCCAGAGAGCGUCACCGGAGGCCUGUGGAGGAAGAUGAAGAUGGUGACUCGUCGAUGCGAGAGCUGGACGAACCCCCACGCAGCGAUGCUGGAAUGGACGUGGUGAUCCAGCUGCCUACAGACUGGGCCAUACUGGAUGGAAGGGACAGCAUGGAUGACCACGGGGUUGUACGUUACGAGUGGGCUCUCGUUAAAGGAGAUCCAUCAGUUAGCAUGAAGGUUACCCACCCGGGUCUGCUGAAGCUGAGUGGGCUCAGAGAAGGCGUCUACACUUUCCAGAUGACUGUCACAGAUACCAUAGGGCAGAGGAGUUCAGAUAAUGUCUCCGUCACUGUGCUGGCACCCAAACACCACGCAGAAGUAUGUACUCAUCAUUGCUCACAUUACCAGUUCAUGUGUGAUGACGGCUGCUGUAUCGACAUUAGCUAUGCCUGUGAUGGCAAACAGCACUGUCCUGAUCGGUCGGAUGAAGACUUUUGCCGCAACUUCGACGGAGGCCGCAAGACGGUGACUCACACAGCCAGCGAUCCGGCUCAGAACGGAGGAGCCAGAGAAGCAGAGGGCCGAGCUAUGAUUCCUUCAACACCAGACAAUCCUGAAACCCCCACAGAGCCCAAACAGCAAAAACAACCUACAGUUGAUCAAGAUCCCUGCACGAUGCCCCCUGUGGUCGGUCCAUGUAAAGGGGUUUUCCCACGCUGGUAUUAUGACCCCACAGCUGGAGAGUGUAAACACUUCUUGUACAGCGGCUGCAAAGGGAAUCACAACAACUUUUUGCAGCAGGCUGACUGUGCAAACGAGUGCAUCCAUAAACCCGUUCCAGGUGAUCGGCAGGCCACUGCAGCACCUCUUCCCACCACACACACAAACACAGCUGCCAGGUCUGAAAGUGCCGAAGCCAAAUCCAAGACUCCUGCAUCAUUAUCCCAGAAUGCUCAGCCAGUAACUAAAGCUCAUUCAGAACUGAGUGGACACUCACCGCCAGAGUCAGGUGUGAUCCUGGCUUUGGUUGCCGGGGUGAUCGUUAGCGCUCUGCUCCUGCUCAUGGUGGGCUGCAGGCUGCGUGUUCGACGUCACAGGAGGAAGAAAGCUUUGCCGCUAACCACAGAGGAGUCCGAUUACCUCAUCAACGGCAUGUACCUGUAGUGCAGCAUACACAUGUGUAGAUCAUCCACACACACACACACACACACACACACACACACACACACACACACACACACACACACACACACACACACACACACAC
Tachysurus fulvidraco (yellow catfish) is the source of this 1941-nucleotide messenger RNA. It is a transcript of the gene lrp11, whose product is annotated as low density lipoprotein receptor-related protein 11. The transcript is spliced from 9 exons. The coding region runs from base 195 to 1838 and encodes 547 amino acids. Gene Ontology annotation, molecular function: protein binding; serine-type endopeptidase inhibitor activity. The record is from RefSeq and is a predicted model, not a curated record. Lineage: Eukaryota; Metazoa; Chordata; Actinopteri; Siluriformes; Bagridae.